AUGCUAUUUGCUCGAGCAUCUGUGCGAGGCUCAAUAGGGCUUCGUGCAUUCUCAACGGCGAGAGUAUCCCGCACUGAACUUGCUUAUCAGGUCUAUGGCCCCGAGAAUGACCAGGCCGCGACCCGGGAUCCAAUUCUGUUCCUGCAUGGAUUGUUCGGGUCCAAGCAGAACAACCGCAGCAUUAGCAAAGCACUGGCCAGAGACUUGAAGUGCCGCAUUUACAACCUUGACCUACGCAAUCAUGGACAGUCCUUUCAUGCGCCAGAGCACAACUACAGUGUCAUGGCUGAGGAUGUCCAAGAAUUCAUCGACCAACAGAAGCUCGACAAAUGCGUUCUAAUUGGCCACUCCAUGGGUGCCAAAGCUGCAAUGACAGUGGCACUUCGCUCGCCCGAGCGUGUUUCGGGCCUGAUUCCCGUUGACAAUGCGCCUGUCAACGCUGCCCUGAAGAGCGACUUCCCCAAGUAUGUCCGCGGCAUGCAGCACGUGGAACAGGCGAAGGUUUCCAAGCAAUCAGACGCCAACAACAUCCUCCAGGAAUACGAGGAGUCUCUUCCGAUUCGGCAAUUCCUUCUGACCAACCUCGUCCGCUCGGAGGAGGACAAUACGUUCAAAUUCCGCGUGCCACUGUCGAUCAUCGGAGACUCGCUGGAUAACAUGGCGGAUUUCCCCUUCUCCGAAGCAGACGGCAAGCAAUAUGAGGGACCUACGCUUUUCGUCCGAGGCACCAAAUCCCGAUAUGUCUCUGACGAGACCAUCCCAGCGAUCAAGAAAUUCUUCCCGAAUGCUCAGAUUGCAGAUGUGGAUGCUGGGCAUUGGCUCAUUUCCGAGAACCCGGAGGCCUUCCGACAAGCGGUGCUUAAAUUCCUAGGACCGUCCUAG
This is a messenger RNA of Penicillium daleae, 882 nucleotides long. RefSeq lists its product as uncharacterized. The record is from RefSeq and is a predicted model, not a curated record. NCBI's taxonomy places the organism in Eukaryota, Fungi, Ascomycota, Eurotiomycetes, Eurotiales, Aspergillaceae. Bases 1 to 882 code for a protein of 293 amino acids. The transcript is spliced from 6 exons. Gene Ontology annotation, cellular component: mitochondrion.